Acinonyx jubatus (cheetah) is the source of this 2463-nucleotide messenger RNA. RefSeq names its product putative protein FAM90A24P. NCBI's taxonomy places the organism in Eukaryota, Metazoa, Chordata, Mammalia, Carnivora, Felidae. Bases 544 to 2109 code for a protein of 521 amino acids. The transcript has 6 exons. The record is from RefSeq and is a predicted model, not a curated record.
CUGCGUGGGGAAGCUUCCAGUCGAGUCGAGCAGAAACGAAACGUUUUCCUUGACUUUGUCUUUGAGGGUGGUUUCUCUGGGGGUCAAGUGGGAGAGGUACAUUCUGGAGAGGCAAGCAUCCUUCUCUUUGCACAUGCAACCCUGGGUGCCACAGGGAGUAUCGCCGUAGCGUGGAUUGCGGUGUCCAUGGGGGUCGGGCCUUUGUGUGUGGUUUUCCUUCCGGAGGGCGCUGGGAGAGACUUCCGGAAAGUCUCUCCGGCGAGUCAUGCAAGACCACCUCCACGGCCUUGCCUGAGGGUGCCGUCCUGCGGGUGGGUCCACGGGAGAGCGCGUAGAACAUGCAGGAGGGAGAGGUCCCACCUCCCAGGUGAGGACCGUGUUUGACCUGGUGGGCAUGACGCCCCCUCAUGCCCGCUGGGGGAGGAAGGUUCACGAAGGAGUCGUUGUGUCUGUGGGAAUGACUCUCCUUUUCCCAUUGACUCAGGAAGUCCAGAAACCCAUCUUCGAGCAAGGCUGACUUGACCCUUCAAGGAGAGGGGGCAGAUGGCGGGUGGUCACACCCAGCACGCACCUUCCAGACCCUUGAAAGCCCCAAACGGGAAGAGGCAACGGAGAGCACCCAUGGCGCCCAGGGUUCCCAGGCUAGAGGACGAGGAUCCUCGGCUCAAGUGUAAGGACUGCGGAGCCUUUGGGCACAACGCAUCCAGCACCAGGUGCCCCAUGAAGCGCUGGGACGGGUGCCUGGCCCCCCAGGCCUUUGUCCCCAGGAAGCCGAAGGAGAAUGUGGAACCACGCCAGCAGCAGGACCAGCACAAGCCCGGGCCCUUCAACCAGGCUGCGAGGGACAUGGAAGAGGGACAAAGCUCAGGUCGCUGUGUCUCUGCAGUGGCGCACACGGCUCUCAACGCAAGGACGUCUUGGGCCAACCUGGACGGCUCGCUGGAGUGGGAGCCAGGAGGGCAGAUGAAGAAAGGAGAUCUUGCCCAAGCCCCAUCGCUCGCUCCCCAGGUGAAGACACGAGAUGCCGCUCCUUCACCUUCCCGUUCUUGGUCGUGCAGGCGAGAAGCCCAGCAGAGGAAGGCGCUGCUGCAGAGAUUCCCCAGGAUAGGCCCUGGAAGGCAGCAGCGGGCCUGGAGGGACUCCACAGAAUCCUGUGACUACGUGAGGCAUCCGCACAGGCCGAUGCCCGUGUACACCACCAAGAGGGUGUCCGUGCUGGCGCCGCACGUCCCGGCUGAGCCUCCUAGCGGGACGCCUGACACGACACAGCUGUCCCCGUCGGCUGCUCCUCUCGGGAGACCUGCGGCGAGCACCCUCCCGCCUGCUGGCCGACAGGAUGCCCAGCAAGUGGGGACCCCAGCCCCGCCUGCCCCGCCUGCCCCGGCACACCAACGCUCUGCCCGGGAUCCAGGCCUCGGUGUCCAGCUGAGACAACACCGGCCCCGAUGUGCCUCCCUGGAAGCUUCCAGGGCUGUCUCCAAGGCGCGUGGCAUUGGCCACGCCCAGGCACCAGCCAAGCGUCCUGAGGUGAGCCCUGAUCCUCCUCCAGCCCGUUUGGCUCCGAGUCCCCAGCCCCACAUCCAGACACCAGGCAAGAGAUGGGCCCCGCUCCCCGACGACACGUGCCAGAACCCCCGAAAGAAACCACGUUGCAGCCCCUUCCAGCCACCCCACAAGAGCACAGGGAGCACCCACGUGGGGCUGCGCCAGAGUCUGUGUCGUCCAGCAAGGAGAAGUGCAUGUGGUCCCACGGGGGCAGCCCAGCUGACCAGGAAGACACCUGCCUCGGUGCAAAGCAGGGGCCUCCAGCCUCCACGCCCCCAACCUCACCUGGACACUCUCCAGGCGUGCACCUUGCCCCCGUGUCCGCCCUGUCCGCAGGCACCCGGCCAGCCCCUGCGAAUGGUCUUCAGCCGCCUGGACAAAGGCGGCUGGAGCUCCAGGUUCAUAGCAGCUCCCUGUCUGCCACCUCCCGAGAGGCCAGUCCCCCCUGGCCAGGGCCCGCCCGUCACACACCAGUCUGAGGGAGGCUGUGUGCCUGUCUCCCGGAGCAUCCUCCACGAUGACCUGCAGCUUUCCUCGUCCUCGGAGGAGAGCGACCGCGAGUGAGACACCUCAUGUCCUCGGACACUCGUCCUCUGGCUCUUGUGACCCCGAGCAGAUUCUAUGAGAAAUCCAGCCAGGAGAGCAAGAGGUCGUCCACUCGAAUGUAAAGUUAAGGAUCUGUGAAAUGAAUGUGUAGUGGGUUUGCGAAUGUCUCAAUUUGGGGACACCGGAGGAAUGAUUCCAGUCUGGGCUGGGCAAGUGGAGGCAAUCUUUUGUUUUAGAACAGUUCACUGAUAUCGUUUUUCUGCAGAUCAUAUCGGGGAAUAUUUUACAUGCUGUCUGCAUUUUUGUUUUUCCCUGAUAGUGCAACGUUGUGUGUAGUGUUACCACAGCUAAUAAAAUUUGCUCAGACACGAC